Molecule: messenger RNA, 3151 nt
Organism: Pogona vitticeps (central bearded dragon)
Lineage: Eukaryota; Metazoa; Chordata; Lepidosauria; Squamata; Agamidae
Gene: SCARA5
Product: scavenger receptor class A member 5
Biological process (GO): zymogen activation; iron ion transmembrane transport
Cellular component (GO): plasma membrane
Molecular function (GO): ferritin receptor activity; serine-type endopeptidase activity
Source: RefSeq, a predicted model, not a curated record
GCUUUACACCUCCCAGUCCCCCAGCUUUGCCCAGGAGACGCUGGUCGGUUGCAGGAUUUGGGGGGAAAACUGCUUCGGGCAUCUGGAACCCUGUUGCCUGCCUGGAAGCGUGAGACGGAAAGCUGCAGGAGAUUCCCCAUCCCAUUCCCCCGUGGACCAUGGAAGGCACCGCUGGAGAGCAUCCCUAACGAACUAAGCCGGCCUUUUUCUCUCCUUUGGCUUGGAAGGACUGGACUGGCAGGGGGAAAAAAGGACCCAUUUUUUAAAAAAGCACAUACAUCUAAUUUCUGCUCCUCUCUUGCAACCAUGCUUUGCGGUAGGAGGGAUUAAGAGGGUGCAAAGGAGACGAGCGGCCAGCCUGCCACGGAACCCUGCCUCCCGACAAAGAGAUGGAAAGCAAAGCCAUGUACCUGCACACCUUCGGGGAGAAGGAGAACGGAUCCAUCUUGGAGGAACCGUUUGAGGGGAAGAACCUCUCCAAACUGAAUCUCUGUGAUGACGGUCCGGGCAGAAGAAAGAAGUUGCCGGGCCUCUGUGGCCACCCGGGAUCCUUGGCGGCCCUUAAAUACGCCGUGGUCGGCCUCUAUUUGCUCGUUUUCCUGAUCCUUGUGGGUGUUUUCAUACUAGCAGUGUCCAGACCGCAGAGCUCUCCAGGAGACCUGAAAGCCCUGACGGGAAACGUCAACCAGUUAAACGAAAGCUUCCGGGAGCUUCAGCUGAAGAUGAUUCAGCAGCCCUUGAAAGGGGACUUCCUGGACCACCUCUGGCGCCUGCAGGAGCUCCUCCAGAACCACUCCGACACCCUCCUGGGGAUGAGCGCCUCUCUCCAGAGCUUGGAAGGCGCCUUGGGCCGCUUGCGGGCCCAGGCGGCUCAGACGGACCGGGUGGUCGUGGGGCUGCGGGACAGCCUGAACCAGCAAAGCGACCUGGCGCAGAUGGAGGCGUACAGGCUCUGGGUGGAAGGGAACAGCAGCCGGCUCCUGCUGAAGCACCACGAGAGCUUGUUGACAGAGCUGGCCUCCCAGGUGGGGAGCCUGGCCGACCAGCUGACCCAGGUGGGUGGGGAUGUGGGCAACAUGAACCGGACCCUGUCCUAUGACGUGGGCAUCCACCACACCCGCAUCCAGGACCUGCAGGUCCUGAUCAGCAACGCCACCGAGGACGCCCGGCAGAUGCGCCUGGUCCACAUCGCCAUGGAGCAGCAGCUCAAACAGGAGUUGGCCAUCCUCAACAACGUCACGGAAGACCUGAGGCUCAAGGACUGGGAGCACUCCGUCGCCUUGAGGGACAUCUCGGUGAUACAAGGGCCUCCAGGACCCAAAGGAGAACAAGGCAACGAAGGGAUGGAAGGCGAGCCCGGCCCUCCAGGAUUACCUGGACUACAAGGAUUCCCAGGAGAACGAGGACCCGUGGGCCCGCGGGGGCCGAAGGGAGACCAAGGAGACAUCGGCCCUCGAGGCAUACCUGGCCAACGUGGAAGCACAGGUGACCGAGGCCCAAAGGGAGAGAAAGGGGAGAAAGGAGACCCGGGUGGAGAAGCAGUUCCAAGCCCCGAGGUGGGGAUGAUCCGGCUGGUGAACGGCUCCGGCCCCCACGAAGGCAGGGUGGAAGUUCUCCACGACCGACUCUGGGGCACCGUUUGUGACGACGGCUGGGACAUGAAGGACGGGGACGUCGUGUGCCGGAUGCUGGGCUUCCGAGGGGUUGAAGAGGUCCAGCGGAUGGCUGCCUUCGGGCAAGGGAAAGGACGCAUCUGGAUGGACGACGUGGCCUGCAAAGGAACGGAGGAGAGCCUCUUCCAGUGCAGCUUCUCCAACUGGGGGAAAACCAACUGCGGGCACGCCGAGGAUGCGGGCGUGAAAUGCUUGGCGCAGUGAGCAGGCACCACCAAAGGACACACCGUGGAUCUGUGGGAACCUCAGGAACUGACCAACACACAUACACCUCCCGCCCCCGUGGACAUCUUCCGUUCUUCUCUGCUCCCGGAGGAAAUGGAGGGCACCUGGGCCUUUUCUGUUUCCCGGGGCUUGCAGUAGGGUGUACUGUAACGCUGCCAGCCCACGCCCCCCGCACCCCUAAUUUUAUCCCCUUCCCCAAAUAAUAGCACUCCUCUUUCCACGCGCACCCGAGCAAAGCUUAUGGAACGGCCAACCGCUUCCGCCUGCCGCUGUUCUCCGUAGAACGGCUUCUCCUGAUACUUUUUAUUUUUAAUCCGGGGAUGCAGAUUUUGCCAUGGCGAGCCACGUACAACGCCGCGGCCGCCCCAGUGCUGUCGCUCCACAGGGGGCACGAAAGCAGGUGCAACAGAGAGCAGCCGAGCAGCUGUGGAUUCCCUCACCUGCCUGCGGAGCAAGCUGCCAACAACAGUGGCUUUCUUAAGCAUAAAAUAAAAUUUAAAAAAAGCAUCCGCCACAUGCUAGAAUCACAUAGACUGGACCACCAAGGCGUCCGGUACUGCUGUUCUAAGUCCCUGCAGGGUGUGAAGGGGGGGGGAAUUGCCUUAAACACACACACACACACAGAGCGCUCCAGGAACAUUCAAGUGGUUGUCUGGUCGUCCCAACCUGAAAUUUGUCAAGUUCCGGGUGGUUGGAGAUUGGGCCGGUGAGGAGAACCUCACCGAAACUGUUCUCAGCAUCGGAAAACAGGGACAGGUAGCAGGAACACAGGUGGAAGCCAGGCUGGAAUAGAGGGCAUAGCAUGCAAGGGAGCAGGAUGCAGGAUCCGAACCUUUGGCAUACAGCAAACCAUGGGGGGGGGGCGGCCGCUCCCCACCUGCUGCAGGUAGAUCUCUCUGAGGCUUGGAGACAGCACUCCUGUUCCAGGGGAAAAGGGAAAGGCUGUGCUCACCUUGGUGGGCCCCAGGGCACGCAACACCUCACCUGAGCCAGGUGGGUGGUUUGGGGGGGGAUGAUAGACCGACAGGCAGGCAGGUGGGCUUAAACCUUUUUCUCCCCUCUUUUUCAAGUAACCACUUGUGGAUCUGUAUACGGCUACUCUCAGGCGUUACAUCCUUUCUCCUCCUUUGCUAGAGAGAGGUGGCGCAUCUUCUGGAUGACGACCCUUUCCCAGAAGCCAGCUUUAAGCCGGUUUAGGGCUCUUUCUGCUGCGCUACCCCUGAAAGGGUUUCUUGUAGGAAUAAACAUGCUUU